UCUCCUACAGCCAGAUUGCCUGGGUGUCCUCCAUCAUGCUGGCUGUUAUGUACGCGGGAGGUCCAAUCAGUAGUAUCCUGGUGAACCGUUAUGGCAGUAGACCGGUGGUCAUUACGGGAGGGGUCAUGUGCGGCGUCGCCAUGGUGACGGCUUCUUUUGGCAGCAGCAUUACGCACUUGUACAUGUGUGUCGGCAUCAUUGGAGGUGUCGGCCUUUCCUUCAACCUCCAGCCGUCUCUGACCAUAAUCGGGAAGUACUUCCAGGUCAAGAGGCCGAUCGCCAACGGCCUGGCCAUGGCGGGAAGCCCUGUGUUCCUGUGCACCCUUGCUCCACUGAACCAGUUCCUGUUCGACCGUUUCGGCUGGCGGGGCGGGUUCGUCAUCCUCGGGGCCAUGCUGCUCAACUGCUGUGUGGCUGGCGCGCUCAUGAGGCCCUUGUGCGAUGUAGGGGGCGCUCCUGCCGUCCCUCUCAAACCCUUGCCUGACAGAGCGCGGACUCCGGAAGCCCCGUGCGGGGGCGGAGACGAAGAGCGGCCCAGCGGGCCAGCGCCUCUGCGUGGGCGGAGCUGUGCGGAGAGCCUGAGCUGCUUCCUGGAUCUGUCCCUGUUUGGUCACCGUGGUUUCGUCAUCUACCUGAUGGGAAACGUGCUGAUGUUCUUUGGCUUCUUUGCGCCCAUGAUCUUCUUGGCCCCGUAUGCCAAGCACCGUGGCGUGGACGAGUACUCGGCUGCCAGCCUGCUCUCUGUCCUGGCCAUCGUCGACAUGCUCGCCCGGCCCGGCACCGGCCUCCUGGCCAACACCAGGCUGGUCCGGCGCCGGGUCCAGUACCUGUUCAGCUUCGCUGUGGCUUACAACGGCGUGUGCCACCUGCUGUGCCCACUGGCGUCGGGGUACUGGGGGCUGGUGGCGUACGCGGUCUGUUACGGCGUGGUCUACGGCAUGGUGUGCGCCCUGCUCUUUGAGUGCCUGAUGGACCUGGUGGGACCUGGACGAUUCUCCAGUGCCGUGGGGUUGGUCACCAUCCUUGAGUGCUGCCCCGUCCUGCUGGGGCCGCCCAUCGCAGGGGCACUGGUGGACAUGUUUGCAGACUACAGCUACUUGUUCUACAUGUGCGGCGCCGUGAUGCUGACCGCCGGCCUGUUUCUGUUCACCAUGAAUUACUGGAACUACAGGCAGCUGAAUCGGGCCAAGCACACCCAGGACAGAACCUCCGAGCUGGGCGAAAGGACAGUGCAGCAUGGGGUACAGAGUGGACACCCACGGGCCGAUCACAAGGCAGCGGGAGUUGGUGAUCCAGGCCUGGGACAGGAGACUGGGACACUUCAGGUCAAAGCAGAGACAGAAGACAACAUAGUGUAACGACAACAAAAGACUGAAUUUUAUCCAAAAAGACUGAAUUUUAUCUUCCAUUUUUAGUAGAAAUGUAUUUUAGUGGUUGGUAGAUGUAUAGGGCAUUAAAG
Electrophorus electricus (electric eel) is the source of this 1459-nucleotide messenger RNA. Its product is annotated as monocarboxylate transporter 2-like. Gene Ontology annotation, cellular component: basolateral plasma membrane. Lineage: Eukaryota; Metazoa; Chordata; Actinopteri; Gymnotiformes; Gymnotidae. Gene Ontology annotation, molecular function: monocarboxylic acid transmembrane transporter activity. Gene Ontology annotation, biological process: transmembrane transport; monocarboxylic acid transport. The record is from RefSeq and is a predicted model, not a curated record.